AUUAGUAAUUUUUGUUUUGGUAAUUAGUUUACGUUUGAGUUGAAAAUGAAAAUUAGAAAGAAAAGUAUGAGCUACACAAAGGUAAGUAGUUCAUUAGCUAAUGGUGAUGAUCGAUAGCUAAUGGUAAGCAGUUGUUCUGUUUGAAUUUCUUAAUGGAGUUGUAUAGUAUACAUUAUAUAGAGUUCUACAUUAUACAUUGAAGUAAAUCAUUGUGGUUGGAGUACAGGCAAGAGUACCUUUAUUUCAUUGUUUUAUGUGAUGUGUGAUGCGUUGCAGGUCAUUAUUAGAGAAAGAUCCGGACAGGUAUUAUAACAAUUCGAUGUAUGCACCAUUCCAAGAAGAAGGGGUCGUCGAGGAGAAUGCAGCGAGCGAUGGAGAUGAUUUCGAGGGGGUUGGGGGACAUUCAGCUGAGUCAGGUGCAGAAGGCAUCGAUGAUGAUGUAUACGGUGAUUGCUUUUAUGACAACUGGGAAGAAAGGGGAAUUGAUCGGCUGACUGAUCUGGGUUGUAUGAAUUGGAAGGAAAUUAGGGCUGAUCAGAUUAAAAUGUUACAUUUUGCAGACCGGGAAGUUGCUUUUGCUUUCUAUAACCUAUAUGCGAAGAUGAACGGGUUUGCCGCAAGAAGGUACCGGUCGCGGCGGAACAUGAACAACGAGGUUACACAACAGUCUUUUGUUUGCUUUAGGUAGGGAUUUAGAAAGCACAAUGAUUGUGAAGAACGUAAAAGGGAACUAAAGCCAGAGACCAGAUGUGGUUGUGAGGCUGAGAUGCGUGUACAUGUACACAGGGAAAGUGGAAGAUGGAAAUAAUCUAUUUUCAGGAAGUUCAUAAUCACAAGAUGCUUGAGGACACACUAACUUUCAUGCUUCCCGGACACAGGAUGAUGAACGCGGUAGCUAUUAAUCAGAUGAAUAUGAUGCUUAAGGUUGGCAUUAGGACUCCACAAAUUUAUGCAUCGUUUGUGCAGACCGCAGGAGGCCACGAAAAUGUUCCGUUUUUGAAAAGAGAUAUGUAUAACCAAAUAGACAAACAAAGGAAGCUCAUUAGUGGGGAUGCAAAAUCGUGUCUUAAGUUGUUAGAAUCAAUGGCAGAGCGGAACCCAGGAAUGUUUGUAAGAUACUUGGCAGAUAAAGAUGGGCGAUUGGUUCACCUGUUUUGGUCAGACAAUUGCAGUCAGCUAGAUUUCCAUCUUUUUGGGGAUGUGUUAGCAUUUGAUGCAACAUAUCGUAAGAAUAAGUACAUGUGCCCGCUUGUGGUUUUUUCUGGUGUAAACCAUCAUAACCAAACAAUUGUAUUUGCUGCAGCACUAGUUGCAAACGAGACGGAAGAAACAUACACUUGGUUACUUCAGCAGUUUCUUGAAGCAAUGAAAAGGAAGGCACCUGGAUGUGUUAUAACUGAUGGUCACGGUGCAAUGAAGAAGGCCAUUGAAGCUGUAUUUCCAGGUGCUUAUCAUCGACUCUGUGCUUGGCAUUUAAUUAGGAAUGCUACUUCAAAUAUUAGCAAUCCAGUGUUUACAUCUGAAUUCAAAAAAUGCAUGUUAUUUGACUGAGGUAUUUGAGUUUGAGGAAAGAUGGUAGAAGGUUGUAUCGGAACUUGGUCUCGAGACUAAUCAGUGGGUGUGUGAUCUUUAUGCCAAGAGAGCAAUGUGGGGCACUGCAUAUAUCCGCAGACAUUUUUUCGGUGGUUUCUGAACGACCUCGAGGUGUGAAGGUUUGCAUUCUAUACUCAGCAAGUUUGUACACUCUAGACAUAACUUGAAGGACUUCGUUGAGCAGUUUUUUCGGUGCAUAACUCAGAUGAGGUCUUGGGAAGCACACAUUGAUUUGCAAUCUAUUGUUGGGGAUUUGGUAAUGCAGACACCAUUGCAUUCUCUUGAGAGAUCGGCUGCAAAUUCACUUACACGGGAAAUUUUUCUAUUGUUCAGGCCAAUGCUUUCACGAGCUUGCACCCUGAAGGUUUGCUCCUGCACAUACACACCUAUGUGUGAGAUUUAUACACUUUCACGAUCCAGAGAUGCACAGCGAGAGUGGCAAGUCUCACAUUAUCCUAAUGGAACUUUCUUUAAGUGUUCAUGCAUGAGGAUGGAGUCAUUGGGUAUUCCAUGUGAUCACAUUGUGGUGGUCCUUGUUCAUAUGGAUGCCACAGAGAUACCCUCAACUCUGGUUUUGGGCAGGUGGUCAAAGGAUGCCAGGUCCAAAGUUAGGGCAUUCAUGGAAAAAGGACCAUUUUGUUGGGAUUCAAUGGUCAAUUGUGGUAGUUGGAUGUUGAAUGACUUGUGCAGGGAGCUGUGUGUGGUAGCGUCCAACGAUGCUGAUCAGUUUGUGGAAGUCACCCAGAAAAUUAGGAGUGAGAUCUCCCGCGUUAAGGGUUCAGUCAAAGAGAUUGGCGAAAGAGCGAAUAUGGUCGGAUCCUACACUCUGGAGGAAUGUGUUAGGGAUCCGAAUAUUGUCCGACAACGUACUAGGUGCAGAAAAGGUUCACUAAACCAUCCAUCAGUCAAGGGUGUCAAGAGGUGUGGCAUUUGUAGGAAAGUUGGACAUAAUAGACUUUCAUGCCAUCAAAGGCAAACUAGGCGUGAGUCUGAGUCUUUGGCAGCGAGAUGUAGCCUAAGCGGUGAGAUGUACGACGAUGAUGACGUAUACUAUGAAGACAUAUCCCAGCAUGAAGAUGGAGAUUAUUAUAUCCCAGCACACAUGACUGAUGGUAAUGUUGAUGCUGAUGAGGAUGAAUUGGCAGAGCAAUGUGCAACGGAUGAACAUGAGUAUGAUAUUUCAUUAUCGGAACCUUAGAUAAUUGCAAUGUUGGGUAGUUGAAUUUGUAUUGUUGAGUACUUUUUGGUAACUUUUUACCUCCAGGUAAAGACAUUAGCUUCCUUUAUUUUUUGUUAGUAGAAAAUGUCAGAUGUUCUUGUAGUUAUUGUAAUUUAUUCUUUCAUUUGAUCCAGAAAAUUUCCUAUAGUUAUUGUAAUUUUUCUCCCAGAUUUCCAACAAAUUAAUGGUAUGAUAGUUGAGGGAUAAUGUCUUUGCUAACCUAUGUUUAAUUAUUGGAAUUCUAAUUCAAUGAUUCUGAAUAAAAGUUGUUUACAUAUUAUGAUAGAAUAUAGAAAUGUAGAGAUACAAACAUAGAGAAAUAAGGGUAUAUUAUUGUUGAGUAAUUAUGGAUAACUUGUUAAGCCGAAGUAAAGACAUUAGCUUCCUUUAUUAUUUUGAUUCCAACCAUUCUUAAGUUGUGAUGUCCGAGCAAAUCAUUCAUAGAACACAAUUAAAAAUGUUUUGGUUCAACUCAGUUUGAUUUGUCUUGUCCGACUCAAUGCCAUUUACUAGUAAGAUCUAGAUACAUAAAAGACUACAUAUAAGUUCAUAAGUUCAAAAGAUACAUGACAAUUAAAAGGAAGAUGUUUAAAUAGUAGGCACAUGCUGGAUUGAAACAUAAAGUCCACUAUGAUCACCGGCCAGUUCACAACAAAAGGUGUACAGCGAAGACCAUUCUCUCUUUAUCUCAAACUUUCGCACCAAUACUUGGCAUCCAAGAUGUCACUUCAUUGAAGGGCGCCAUGACCAAACCCAAUGCGGUGUGCAUCCUGACGAGAUUUUCAUCGAGCUGCAACAAUUUUCCACAAGUCAAGCUAGUGGCAUUUGUCAUAGAUAGAACAUUCAAGAACAUAUUUGAUUACUUACCUGGGGCAUAAGGUUUCGCUGAAAGGCGUUGGCCAUUGCCAUCCAAUUCAAAACCGAAAUCGCUGAAGUCUCCCUACGCGGUGGAAUUGGCAUAUUAACAUUACACACUAAAUUUAUAUGCAUAUUAACUUUAAUCAAAAGUGGUGUUGGUUGACUCAGUACUCAGUAGCAUACACCAG
Arachis ipaensis is the source of this 3858-nucleotide messenger RNA. The record is from RefSeq and is a predicted model, not a curated record. NCBI's taxonomy places the organism in Eukaryota, Viridiplantae, Streptophyta, Magnoliopsida, Fabales, Fabaceae.